Molecule: messenger RNA, 1361 nt
Organism: Suricata suricatta (meerkat)
Lineage: Eukaryota; Metazoa; Chordata; Mammalia; Carnivora; Herpestidae
Product: olfactory receptor 2W3-like
Exons: 3
Coding region: 395-1351 (318 amino acids)
Biological process (GO): G protein-coupled receptor signaling pathway
Cellular component (GO): membrane
Molecular function (GO): G protein-coupled receptor activity; olfactory receptor activity
Source: RefSeq, a predicted model, not a curated record
GGAAAGAAGGCAAAGCCCAGGACACAGUCCCCUUAUCUGUCUCACCGAUUGCUCGCAUGGUAUCUGCCAUUGACUAGAGUCACCCACAGCCCAGCAGCUUUAAGCUCGACCUCUUCUGAGGACAAGGUCAAGAGUAGAAAUGGCAGGUAGAAAUCACAGGCCAGAGCCAUUUGCUGGGGUUAAACCAUCUGAAAACAGACAAUUUUAACAUCUUUGAUUCUACACUUGGCAGCAUGCCACCAAAAAUAGUGAGUAAAGGAAGAGGAAGAUAACUCAGAAGAGUGAUUAAAGAUCACUAACAAAGUUAGAGGAAAUUUAAGAAGAGGAAAAAUUGAAGGUGGAAGGGAAGAGAAGUGGAAGAGGAUAAUGGACAUAAAACCAGAGCCAGAGUUAAAUGCUAGAGAUGGACAGGACCAAUGACAGCACCCAGGGAAAUUUCAUCCUUUUGGGGUUUUCUGACCGUCCCCAACUGGAGAGGAUCCUCUUUGUGGUCAUCUUGGUUGCAUAUCUCCUGACUCUUGUGGGCAACACCACCAUCAUCCUGGUGUCCCGGCUGGACCCCCACCUCCACACUCCUAUGUACUUCUUCCUCACCCACCUGUCCUUCCUGGACCUCAGCUUCACCACCAGCUCCAUCCCUCAGCUACUCUAUAACCUGAAUGGACGUGACAAGACCAUCAGCUACACAGGCUGUGCCAUCCAGCUCUUCCUAUUUCUGGGUCUGGGGGGUGUGGAGUGCUUGCUCCUGGCUGUCAUGGCGUAUGACCGGUUUGUUGCAGUCUGCAAGCCCCUGCACUACCUGGUGAUCAUGAAUCCACGUCUCUGCUUGGGCUUAGUGUCCCUUGCUUGGGGCUGUGGUGUGGCCAACUCUUUGAUUAUGUCUCCAUUGACUCUGUGGCUACCCCGCUGCGGAUACUGCAAAGUAGACCACUUCCUGUGUGAGAUGCCUGCUCUGAUCCGGAUGGCCUGUGUCAAUACAGCUGCCGUUGAGGGCAUUGCCUUUAUUCUGGCGGUGGGCAUUGUGCUGUCACCUCUGGUGUUCAUCCUGAUCUCCUACGGCUACAUCGUGAGAGCUGUAUUAAGUAUCCAGUCAUCCUCAGGGAGGCACAAAGUCUUCAACACCUGUGGCUCCCAUCUCACAGUGGUAUCACUUUUCUAUGGAAACAUCAUCUACAUGUACAUGCAACCAGGAACCAGCUCCUCCAAGGACCAGGGAAAGUUUCUCACUCUUUUCUACAACAUUGUCACACCGCUCCUGAACCCUAUGAUCUAUACACUCAGAAACAAAGAGGUGAAGGGGGCGCUGAGAAGAUUGGUUUUGGGAAAUCUGUGUUUAAGGAAGAAAUUAUAAUAAAACACAA